AUCUCUGGGGGUUCGUGAUGCGGGUAGAGCUCAACGACUGAAACAAAUCAUCUACCGCAUAUUCCCGCCGCGGCCGUCCUCAAAAACUGGACAUACCUCGCCUUUAGGCCCCCUUGCGGGCCCUGAACCAUUCCGAUCAUGAGCUCCCUCAAACAGUUCAUUCGCAACGUGCGCGCUGCUAAGACCAUUGCGGAUGAGAGGGCCGUCAUCCAGAAGGAGAGUGCAGCCAUCCGGGCGAGUUUCAGGGAGGAGAGCGCAGACCACGGCGUCAGGCGGAACAACGUGGCAAAACUCCUCUACCUCUUCACCCUCGGCGAGCGAACCCAUUUCGGUCAAAUCGAGUGUCUGAAGCUUCUUGCCUCGCCCCGCUUCGCCGACAAGCGGUUGGGACACUUGGCGACCAGCUUGCUGCUUGACGAGAACCAGGAAGUCCUGACGCUGGUUACAAACUCUCUCAAAAAUGACCUGUCACACUCGAACCAAUAUGUCGUCGGCCUCGCCCUUUGCACCCUGGGCAACAUCGCCUCCGUCGAGAUGUCCAGAGACCUGUUCACCGAGAUCGAAAAUUUGAUAUCCACGGCGAACCCCUACAUCCGACGGAAAGCAGCCCUUUGCGCCAUGCGCAUAUGCAGAAAGGUCCCAGACUUGCAGGAACACUUCAUCGAGAAGGCGACCCAAUUGCUAUCAGACAGGAACCACGGGGUGCUUCUCUGCGGCCUCACUUUGGUCACCAGUCUCUGCGAGGCCGACGAGGCCGAAGGUGGAGAGGAAGGCAUCGUGGAUAAGUUCAAGCAGUUUGUGCCCGUGCUUGUGAGGACGCUGAAGGGGUUGGCCUCCUCGGGCUACGCGCCGGAGCACGAUGUCACUGGCAUCACAGACCCCUUUUUGCAGGUCAAGCUUCUACGGUUGCUUCGAGUCCUGGCCCGCGGCGAUGCUCAGGUUACCGAGCAGAUCAACGACAUCCUGGCCCAGGUCGCCACCAACACCGACUCUUCCAAGAACGUCGGAAACUCGAUUCUUUACGAAGCGGUGCGGACCAUCCUUGAUAUUGAGGCGGACUCGGGCCUGCGCGUGUUGGGUGUCAACAUUCUGGGCAAAUUCCUGACCAACAAGGACAACAACAUCCGCUAUGUUGCGCUAAACACGCUCGUCAAGGUGGUGGCCAUCGACACCAACGCCGUUCAAAGACACCGAAAUACGAUUUUGGAGUGUUUGAGGGAUCCCGAUAUUAGCAUCAGGAGGAGAGCCCUGGAUUUGAGUUUUACUCUUAUCAACGAGAGCAACGUCCGCGUACUGAUCCGCGAGCUGCUGGCUUUCCUCGAGGUGGCCGAUAACGAGUUCAAGCCGACCAUGACCACUCAGAUCGGCGUUGCCGCUGACCGGUAUGCUCCCAACAAGCGGUGGCACUUCGAUACCAUGCUGCGAGUCGUCACACUGGCGGGCAACUACGUCAAGGAGCCGAUCCUCUCGUCCUUUGUCCGUCUCAUUGCCACCACCCCUGAACUACAAACCUACGCGGUACAGAAGCUGUACGCAAACCUCAAGAAAGAUAUCACUCAGGAAAGCUUGACGCAGGCAGGCGCAUGGUGCAUCGGCGAGUAUGGUGAAGCACUUCUCAGGGGCGGCCAGUACGAGGAGGAGGAGCUCGUCCAGGAGAUCAAGGAGUACGAGGUUGUCGACUUGUUUUCUACCAUCCUGAAUAGCAGCUACGCCACCCAGGUUACCACCGAGUACCUCAUUACAGCCCUGGUGAAGCUUACAACCAGGUUAUCCGACGCUGCUCAGAUCGAGCGAAUCCGCCGCAUCCUACAGAACCACCAGACAAGUCUGGAUGUCGAAGUUCAGCAACGCGCUGUCGAGUUUAGCAAUCUGUUUUCAUUCGACCAGAUCCGGCGAGGCGUGUUGGAGAAGAUGCCGCCGCCCCAAAUCAAGGAGGAGUCACGUGUCCUGGGUGAGGCGGCCAGAAAGACGAUCAAGGCGGCUAACAGGAAAUCCAAGGUCAUGAAGCCAAAGGAGGAGGAUCUGCUCUUCGACCUCAUGGGCGACAGCAGCGCUCCCACGCCAGCGCCGGUCAACGGCAGCGGGAAUGCGGAUCUGCUUGCCGAUAUACUCGGCGGUACGACCUCGCCCCCUCCCACCGCCUCUCCUCCUGCUCAAUCCAACGUCGCCUCCAUCAUGGACUUGUUCUCCCAGGGUCCCGUCUCUACGCCAUCUCCCGCCCAAAGUGCCGCGGCACGGCCUCCCCCGAGCGCCGAUCUCUUCGCAACUACAGCCUCGCCUCCUCCACAGGCAGCAGCAGCUGCCGCAUCCGUGCCAGCAGGCCACCCGUGUUACGAUAACAAUGGUCUCAACAUCAUCAUCCAGACACAGCGGAAUGCCGAGGGCACGAUCCAGGCCACGGCCCGGUUCAGGAACACGGGGGCCGGCGGUCCGCUGUCAGGUGUCGGGCUGCAGGCGGCUGUGCCAAAGACGCAGAAGCUGCAGCUGUUGAGCAUCUCGUCGAGCGAGAUUGGAGUGGGCGCCGAGGCGACACAGAUGAUGAGGGUUGCCGGUUGCAGAGGGCCUCUGCGGUUGCGGCUGAGGAUAGGAUACUCGCAUCCUACGGCGGGACAGGUCAUGGACGUGGUCAAUUGGACGGAACCGUCUUGAUAGUAGGGUGUUGGUUAGUCUUGGGAAGGGGAAGGUGGUUUGAGUUGGACGGUGUAACGCACGAGACUUUGGGAGCAACGUGGUUCUUCAAAAGUCAAUAUACCUCGGUAUACCGCUUAGAGUGUUUCUAUGAUAGCGGUGAUGGCGCUCUGCUUGGGGGCUUAGUCUCCCUGUCGUAAAUGAAAUAAACCGCGAGUGAAUGCUGGAAAGGC
This is a messenger RNA of Parathielavia appendiculata, 2861 nucleotides long. RefSeq names its product Adaptor protein complex AP-1 gamma subunit. The transcript is spliced from 5 exons. The record is from RefSeq and is a predicted model, not a curated record. NCBI's taxonomy places the organism in Eukaryota, Fungi, Ascomycota, Sordariomycetes, Sordariales, Chaetomiaceae. Gene Ontology annotation, biological process: intracellular protein transport; Golgi to vacuole transport. The coding region runs from base 139 to 2649 and encodes 836 amino acids. Gene Ontology annotation, molecular function: clathrin-cargo adaptor activity. Gene Ontology annotation, cellular component: membrane coat; AP-1 adaptor complex; Golgi apparatus.